UUUUAAGACGCAUUCUAUUCACUAUCUGCCAGUUAAUUUUGAGAGAUUGAAAGUGACAAACGUCGCGGUGAAAUGUCUUCUAAUACUUGGGAAUCCAAUGAAGAGUUGCAAUACUUUCGCGAAUAUCUACGGAUACCAAGUGUACAUCCGAAUCCAAAUUAUGAGCCUUGUUUGGAGUUUCUUCGCAAACAAGCCAAGUUGUUGGAUUUGCCUAUAGUUGUGCAUUAUCCCAUCGAUGAGAAGGCACCGGUUGCUAUUCUAACCUGGCAGGGUCUAGAGCCGGAACUUCCCUCUGUUUUGCUCAACUCUCACAUGGAUGUGGUGGCAGUUUAUCCAGAAAAUUGGACUCAUCCACCCUUUGCCGCCGACAUUGAUGAGAAGGGUCGCAUCUUUGGCCGUGGCUCUCAAGAUAUGAAGUGUGUGGGAAUGCAAUAUUUGGCAGCCAUAAGAGCCCUAAAGCGCAAUGGAGGCCGAUUGAAGCGCACAAUUCAUAUAUCAUUUGUUGCAGAUGAAGAAACUGGUGGACAACUGGGAAUGGCUCCCUUUGUGGACUCUGAUGAUUUUCGAAAAUUGAAUAUAGGUUUUAGCCUAGAUGAGGGCAUGGCUUCGCCUACAGCCGUGAUGCCAGUCUAUUAUGCAGAGCGCACAGGACGAUGUGUAACCUUUAAGAUAAGCGGUCAAGCUGGCCAUGGUUCACUUUUACUAUCAAAUACUGCCGGUGAGAAGAUGAAUUACAUUCUGGGCAAGAUGAUGGACUUUCGGCGUAGUCAGGUUGAACGAUUGAAACAGAAUCCACAGCUCACUGUAGGUGAUGUGACCACAAUUAAUCUCAAUGCCAUAAAUGGAGGAGUUCAAAGUAAUGUUGUUCCUCCCAUGAUGAGUCUUUUUUUCGAUUGCCGUGUAGCACUCGAUGUUAAUUUGGAGCAAUUCGAGGCUGAUCUUCUCAGAUGGGCUGAAGAGGCUGGCGGUGGGGUUGAAGUAGAAUUCAUGCGCUGGCUCAGAAGGCCACAUACCGCACCAACAGUGACGAAUGAAACGAAUCCCUUUUGGGUGGCCUUUAAGAAAUCCAUUGAUGAACUGGGUCUUGCUAUCAAAUUGCAAGUGUUCAAUGGCGGAACGGACAGUCGUUACAUCAGACGGAUGGGCAUACCUGCCUUGGGCUUCUCGCCCAUGAAUCACACACCAGUUUUGCUCCACGAUCACGAUGAAUGGCUUCAUGUUGAUACCUAUUUGAAGGGCAUAGAAAUCUAUCAGAAAAUCAUAACCAAUGUGGCUAAUAUAUAGACAAUUGGACAUAUCUUUUCAGCCUAAACAUAUGUAUACCCUAAAUUCAUAAAUUCAAUGCUAUAACUAGAUAAAACCAUUCUUUUUAACUUCUACUUUCUUGUUGGCCUUAU
Messenger RNA from Drosophila willistoni, 1397 nucleotides. Its product is annotated as aminoacylase-1. The transcript has 6 exons. Bases 73 to 1284 code for a protein of 403 amino acids. Gene Ontology annotation, molecular function: aminoacylase activity. Gene Ontology annotation, cellular component: cytoplasm. The record is from RefSeq and is a predicted model, not a curated record. Gene Ontology annotation, biological process: amino acid metabolic process. NCBI's taxonomy places the organism in Eukaryota, Metazoa, Arthropoda, Insecta, Diptera, Drosophilidae.